This is a messenger RNA of Dioszegia hungarica, 2475 nucleotides long. RefSeq lists its product as uncharacterized. Lineage: Eukaryota; Fungi; Basidiomycota; Tremellomycetes; Tremellales; Bulleribasidiaceae. The transcript has 5 exons. The record is from RefSeq and is a predicted model, not a curated record. The coding region runs from base 1 to 2475 and encodes 824 amino acids.
AUGAAGACCUCUACCGCUUUCGCCAUCCUUACCCUCCUCGCUGCCGGCUCCGGUGCUGUGCCCAUCUCUCGUCGUGACGGCCCGGACUGCCCGUGCGAGGUGCUCGACCCCAACAACGCUGGCGACAAUCUCCAGAAGGCCGGCGACGGCGGCAACACCCUCCUCGGCGGCAUGAACAACCAGGCGGAGGACUCGCCCCUCGGUGACGCUGCCGAUAAGCUCCUCGGCUCGGACUCGGCUGAAGACCCCUCCUCGGUCAUGCAGGAGGAUGACAAGGAUGUCACUGUCCAGGUGCCUCACGGCGCCGCCGCGGACGAGGCUACCGAGGAUGCCGAGCCCAUCACCUCUGGCGACGCCCUCGACCCCGUCGACGAGGGAGACGCCUUCAACGGUGGCGGCAACAACGCGUUCCGUCUCUCUCGCCCUGGCCGCCCCAUCACCACCAACAACGUCGAGGACCAGCCGGCGGACGACGCGGCGGACAAUAACGGCAUGGACCUUCUGUCCUCGGCGGGUCUCGACGAGGUGGCAAAGGCGGAGGAUGUCGAUGGGGGUGCGAGGGAGGGGGAGAAGGCGCUCGGAGCGGAGGAGCCGGUAGACAACGUCCUGCCCGGCGACAAGACCAACGACAAGGUGGACAAUGUCACCUCGGACGAGUCUACCGAUGACACCAUCUCCACCCUCAGCUCGGACAUGCCGCUCGACAACGUGCAGGACAAGGUGGAGGGCGCUGCUGGGGACAAGGUCGAGGACAAGGCGAAGGACGGAGAGAGCGGGUUGGGGUUGAAGGAGCCGGUCGAUGGCGCGCUUCCCGGGGACAAGACGGCGGACAAGGUCAACAACGUCGUCGACCCUUCCAGCUCGGCUCAGAGCACCGACAACUCCCCUUCCAAUGACAACAACGGUAGCGGUCUCGACCCCAUCCUCGCUGGCAACGCUGUCAACGACGCGGUCGCCGAGCACACUGGUCACGACACUAACGACCACCUCGACAACGCUGGAGACCGUCCUCUCGGCCAGACCAUCGACGAGGCGGCUCAACACGGCGGCGGCAAGGCCGACGACCACCUCGACGGCGUCAACACCAAGCCCGCCGACAAGGUUGCUGACGGCGUCGUUGCCGGCUCCGGUCCCAAGGUCGUCGAUGCCACCAACGGUCCCCUCUCCAACGCGGCCGAGGGUGUCGUGCCGGGCAGCGGUCCCGCCGUCAAGGAUGCCGCUCACGGUCCCGUCUCUUCGGCUGCGGAUGGCCUCGUCCCCGGUACCGGUCCCAAGGUCGUGGACGCCACGGACGGUCCCACCCACGACGCCGCCGAGGGGAUCAUUCCCGGCUCGGGUCCCGUGGUCAAGAACGCGACGGACAGGCCAGCCGGUCAGUCGGUCGACAAGGCCCUGGCUGGCGACAACCAGGCUUUCGACGGCUUGAAGGGCGCCUCUCUCCUCGGCGGCCUUCCCACCUCCAUGUCUGGUAUGCCCGAUAUCGACAUGAACGUCCACGUCAAGCCCAACAACCAGGCCGAGCCCCAGCAGCAGUCCACCUUCCCCCUCUCCGCCAACUCCGUCACUGGCGCUCUUGGCUCGCGCCCCGCUGGCGGUCUCACCGACUCGGUCCGUCCCGCCGCUUCUGGCCUCUCGGGCGGUAACCUCCUCCAGGCACUGGUCGCCCCUGGCGUCCUCGGAGGUACCCCUCUUGCCGAUCGCCCCCUCCAGAACACCGGCGCGCCCGCCUCGGGGAUCGUCAGCCCGCUCACCAACGGCGCCGGCAUCGCCAACAUCGUCUCGGGCGCCAAGGGCUUGCCUAUAGUCAACACCGUCGGUCAGCAGGGUCAGCCCAUCAACACCGACUCCAUCAAGGGCAUGCCUAUCGUCAACGGUCUCGGCCAGCCCAUGGACACGGAUGGCUUCUUUGGCGGUUCCGGCAAGAAGCUGCUUGGGAAGGUUAAGCCCACAGCCUCAGACACCUCGGACGAUGUCAACGAGACCACCGACUCGCUCAACAACGGACCUGAUGGGGCAGCCGACCAGGUGACUGAUGAUCUCGCCAAGGAGAACGUCAACGCCUGCAAGGACUGCAUCAACACUGCCAUCGCGCCGGUGAACAGCAAGGCCGACGACGCUGACAAUCUCGUCAAGUCCGACCCUCUCCACGUCGAGCCGGCGGUCCAGAAGCCCGACUCGCAGCUCCCGGUCUCGUACCAAUGCGUCACCUCGCCCGUCACCAAGAUGCCCGUCUAUACCAUGCCGUGCUUGACCAACUGGGGCGGCCGGGUCGGAUCCGACGUCGACGUGUGUAUCGCGCAGGAUCAGAUGGACUUCAAGCCUGUCAACACCAUUGCAUGCCCCGAGGAGAUGCAAGACCACCUCGGCGACGACCUCAGCUUGCUCCGCCGGGAGGACAACGACGAGAAGUGGGACAUGCUCUCCCGCGGAAUCAACCGAUAUGUCCGUCUCUGCAUGGUCGCCAAUGGCCUAUAG